AGCGAGGCGUUGCAAAAUUCACCUCGAGGGGGCGGGGCGUCUUGUGUGACGUCACAGACAAGCGUCUCUGUGCUUCCGGUGGGCGGCGGAAGUGAGCUGGAGUUCAUGCAAGAGUAUGUGAUCUAGGCCGAUUCCCUGGUCAUCCUGUGUCACAGACCUCAGGAGCAAAUUUGUCGUGGUGGUACAGAGGGAAAGGGAGGACAUCUGUGAACUUGUUCUGCUCAUGGUUUGUUCGCUCCAAAUCCUUCUGCUAUGAAAUUGUCUGUCUUUUGAAGACAUCCCUCCUGGGAAUACCUAGUUGCAGUUCUUUUGACCUGAAAUGAAGCCUGAACAGGUAGAUCUCAGAAUAUUGUCUCUGGCUGCUCAGGUUACCGAAAGCCCCGAUCUGGAUGUGCCUGUGUUGCUGCUGAAGAUAAAAGAAAUUUUAACUAGUGCACCUCCUGGAAGUAAAGAAUCACAGAAAAUUAAAGAAGACUUAUAUUAUUAUGACCUGAUUCAAUACUGCGUAUUGGUCCUUAAGCAAGACUACACUAGAGUGCUUGGAGGCUGGGUUACUGCUGCCCAAAUAGCAGAGAUACUAAGCCUGUGUUGCGUGGACCUUGAGGUGAAAGAGGAACCUGAAGAGUUUUGCAAUAAGCUACUUCCUUCUGCUGUGGAUAACCUCCUCUUCUUGGAGAGGCGACUGCAAGUACGCUGUAGUCGAGCAGUCAAGGAUGAAGACAGAAGGGAAUUUUUACACUGCUUCAGAAUGGUAACUGAUGCCAUCUGUUGGCUGUGCGGGGGAUAUGUUCAGCUAAUGGACAAUGUGCUUCAGAAUGGACACUUUCUGCAGCUGCUAAUGACAGAUGAUGUUGAGAUUUCAACAAGAACGAUGUCUGUGUUGCAGAAUAUUUUAAGGAUCAACAGCGACGUGUUACUUCAUGUGGCUGCGAAGACCCUACACUGCAUCUUAGAUGAGCUGGUUUACAAGCUUUCGUCUACCGUCAAUCCUGUCAUAGGAGGCACAGCAAUAAAACUGUUGCUGUCGGUUGCAGAAUCUGAUCCCCAACAUGUGACUACAUUGACUACUCGCUACAAAGGGCUAGAAACUCUUCUCAGCAAGCAGUGGGCUGGCAAAGGAUUUGACAGGGACCUUGAUCAACUUUUGGAUCUGCUGUGCUCAGAAAACUACAGGGCUGACGAAACACAGAGAUUACAUCGAGCAGUUUGCAUAAUCCAGGCUGCAUGGAGAGGAUUUCAAACCCGAAAAAGAUUAAAGCAGCUUCCAAAAGCUGUAACUACCUUGCAAAAGAAUUUCAGAGCAAAAAGAAGACAGGAGUUGGAGCAUUUAAGGAAGCAGAAAGAAGAGGAGAGCCUCCUCCAGCAGUUGCAGCUUCAGAGACAGAGAGCUAUGCGGCUGUUCCAUGAACGUCAGCUUACGCUACUGGAAAUUGUCCAUGCAGGUCAAGUUGAUAAGCAUAUGCGUGAAAUAGAAGACAAAUCAGCUGUAACUAUUCAAAGACACUGGAGAGCAUUCAGGGCCCGGAGAAUUUUUCUCCAGCAAAAACAGUCUCUUAGGCAGCACAAGAUGGCGGUCGUUAUUCAGAAAGCAGUGCUUAAAUUCUUGGAAAAGCGAAGGAAGAGAAAGGCCUAUUCUCUUUGGAAACCACCUAAGGCCCUCUCAGACGAGCAAAGGCUAUCAUUGCAGGAAAAAGCAAAAGACUACCUCAAACUGCAUCCGGCUUCAGAGAUGUCGGAAGAAACGAGCAAGGAGCUUCAUCAGCAAGCCCAGGCAAAGCUGGCCCAGUACUUAAUGAAAAGAAGCGUGGAUCGCAAGGCUCAGCAGCACAGGGAGGCUUUGCUAGCCCAGGUCCGCACUUACGUCGAUCAGCUGAUGAGUGCUCCAAGUCUAGCAGAAUCUACAAUGGAAGAUGUGAAUAUCUAUACGAGUAGAUCAGUUCCUGUGGUAGCCAGAGCAAAACAGUGCCACUACACUAUGUUGAAAUACACACAGUGGCCCUGGUGGAAAAAGCUUGGAGAAGAAUUCUUAUACGACGGAGGAGUCUCUGAAGAUCUUCUGUGUGCUGAAGUAGGAACUCUGUUCAUUGGCGGAACUAAAUAAUAAGAUAAUUAGGAGAAGGCAAGCUAGCCGAGUGCUGGGUCAUCAGGCACAAAGAUGGGGGUGAACCAGAUUUGUCCAGCAACCCAAAAAUAUGAUUUCAUUUUCCAUGCAGUUCAGGAAGAACGCUCAGCCAUCUGAAUUGUGAAUUCCCUGUACAUGAACUAAAUUCUGAAACAAGGCAAGUCUGAAUUCUGCACUCCGAAAUGAGUUAGGGGAACAAGCAUAUUCAAAAUUUGUUCAGUAUAGUUGCAACAGAAGGGUUUACAGAAUGUGUUACUUUAUCAGCAGGGCUUGAAUGGUGAAUAUGAAGAAGGGAGAGGGAGGGUAGUUCUAUGUGUUUGUACUGGUAGUUGUAUGUUUGCACUGGGGGCACACUCUUAAGGGAUGUGAGACAAAGCAGAAUAGUGGGAUAAAAAGAUUCAGUCCCCCAAUUAAAAAUAUCCCAGAUCCAUUCUGGAUUUGAUUUUAAGCAUUUAAGGUGUAUUUAUAUUGUUGACAAUUUUUAUGUAAUGUUGUUGUCUUUUUGUGAACAAAAAGUGCCUAUUUGGGUACAAAAGGCAGUAAUAGAAAUAAAGACAUUUAUUUAGAAAA
Molecule: messenger RNA, 2692 nt
Organism: Heteronotia binoei (common prickly gecko)
Lineage: Eukaryota; Metazoa; Chordata; Lepidosauria; Squamata; Gekkonidae
Gene: IQCB1
Product: IQ motif containing B1
Exons: 15
Coding region: 320-2101 (593 amino acids)
Biological process (GO): cilium assembly
Cellular component (GO): cilium
Molecular function (GO): calmodulin binding
Source: RefSeq, a predicted model, not a curated record